Molecule: messenger RNA, 570 nt
Organism: Diaporthe citri
Lineage: Eukaryota; Fungi; Ascomycota; Sordariomycetes; Diaporthales; Diaporthaceae
Exons: 4
Coding region: 1-570 (189 amino acids)
Source: RefSeq, a predicted model, not a curated record
AUGUCGACACCAUCAUCCAGCGCCCCGGAUGGCUCGGACGUCUUCUCUAAGGAGUCGCAGAGCGGCACAGUGAUCAUUGUCUCCGCAGUCUUGACCGGCCUCUCGACUGUUGUGGUCCUGCUGCGGCUCUACACUCGCCAAUUCAUCCUCAACACGGCUGGUGCAGACGACUGGACGAUGGGCCUCGCCCAGCUGUUGAGCAUAGCGGCGGGAACCUCGACUAUGCUAGAGGCACAUUACGGCCUUGGUCGCCACAUAGGAACGCUAAGCCAGGAAAAUAUCGUUAGAUCUUCAGAAUGCCUCUUCGGUACUAUCUUCAGCUACAACUUUGGCAUGAACGUCAUCAAGGUUUCCUUCCUUCUGCAAUACCGCCGUAUCUUUCCGAGCCACGGCCUCAAGCCUACCGGUCCUGAGGCCACUAGUCUUCAAGUCAUCCGGGCGCGGCAGCAAGAAGACGAUCACGGGCGACGCCGCGAAGAACCCCUCCAAGCAAAAUUCAAGGGGCGACGCGUUGGAGCUGACGACAACGUCGCGGAGGAAGACGACGAGGUCGGUGAUAUCGGGGCCUAA